AGAAUAAGUAGAAGAAUUAAGUUAAGUCAAUCCAAAAAGAAAAGGAGGUUCAUGGCCAAGGGAAAAGAUGUUAGAAUCAGAGUUAUUUUGGAAUGCAUCAGUUGUGUUCGAAAAGGUGCCAAUGAGGAAUCGACGGGGAUUUCUAGAUAUAGUACUCAAAAGAAUCGCCACAAUACACCCGGACAAUUAGAAUUCAAAAAAUUUGUCGUUAUUGUCGCAAGCAUACGACUCAUCACGAAAUAAAGAAAUAGGAACAUCGUGUGUUCGAUCUUUCCAAACAACAGAAAGAGUAAGAACUUCAUAUUUAAUAUAUAAAGAAAACAUAGUAUAGAAUACAAAAUACAAAUCAACUCAUCUGAUUUCCGGUAGAUAUUAUUUCAUAUGUAUAGAGGGUAUUCAUAUACUAUAAUAUGAAUCAAAUAAGAUAUGGAUCAAAGAAAAACUACUUCUUCUGGAUCCUAAAUUAAUAAAAUAAAGAAGUGAAUUUUCAAAUUUUCAAAUUUUAAAUAAGGAAUAAAUCAUGUAUACAUCUAAACAACCUUUUCUUAAAUCUAAGCAACCCUUUAGUAAAUCCAAGCAAACUUUUAAUAAAUCCAAGCAACCCUUUCGUAAAUCCAAGCAAACUUUUCGUAAAUUCAAGCAACCUUUUUGUAAAUCUAAACAACCUUUUCGUAGGCGUCCCCGGAUUGGCCCGGGAGAUCGAAUUGAUUAUAGAAACAUGAGUUUAAUUAAUAGAUUUAUUAGUGAACAAGGAAAAAUAUUAUCGAGACGAAUAAAUAGAUUAACCUUGAAACAACAACGAUUAAUUACUCUUGCUAUAAAACAGGCUCGUAUUUUAUCUUUCUUACCGUUUCGUAACUAUGAGAACGAAAAGCAAUUUCAAGCCCAGUCAAUUUCAAUAAUUACAGGUUCUAGACCCAGAAAAAAUAGACAUAUUCCUCAAUUAACGCAAAAGUACAAUUCCAAUCGAAACUUAAGAAACAACAACCAAAAUUUAAGAAACAACAACCGGAACUUAAGUUCCGAUUGUUGAUGUUUUAUUCGAAUUCGAAAGGGCCAGACCUAUAUAUAUUAUAAAGAAAGUAAUCCAGCUCGUUGAUUCCUACCACUUAAUCUUAAUUUAUUGUAUCUUCCCGGAGUUCCCUCUCCGGGAAUUCAUCUU
Molecule: messenger RNA, 1162 nt
Organism: Triticum aestivum (bread wheat)
Lineage: Eukaryota; Viridiplantae; Streptophyta; Magnoliopsida; Poales; Poaceae
Product: 30S ribosomal protein S18, chloroplastic-like
Exons: 1
Coding region: 521-1033 (170 amino acids)
Biological process (GO): translation
Cellular component (GO): mitochondrial small ribosomal subunit; ribosome
Molecular function (GO): small ribosomal subunit rRNA binding; structural constituent of ribosome
Source: RefSeq, a predicted model, not a curated record